AUGAUUCCCACUGCGAUACCGCACAUGGCGCCGCCGCUCCUCGAUUCCGUCCCGGCUCUCAAGGCCGAUCCAGAGAUCGCUCUUCCGAUUACCGUUCUCCCGACUCUGCCCUCCACCUCCGCGCUGAAGGAAGAGCCCGUGAUCCAGCUUCCCGCUUCCGGGGACACCGUCGUGAUCGUUCACGCCGAGAACCAGGGCCAUAUCGCACAGCUGGCUGCGGAAGUUCUGGGCAAGGCAUGGACAACGGAGACGCGCGCGCGCAAUGCCGUGCUUGGGGUGCUGGCACAUGAGGUGGCGAGCUUGCCGGAGCGAUCGACCCUGAUCGUGGUGAAUACGCACUGUGUUGCGGAUGGGACGGCGCCGGACGAUGCAUUGACGGAGAGCUGUGACUAUGAGUUCUUGUAUUCGCAGAGUCCGUUCUUGCGUCGGGAUCUGUCGCGCUUUCUGUCUUUGAUUCUGGGACAGACGAGACCGCAUGAUGAUUUGGGGACGAAGACGCGGACGAAUUUUAUCUCGACGACCUUUCCCGAUGUGCAUGCUGCUUUGCCGAAUUUGGAUAUUUUGUCUGUGGGCUCCGAUGCCGUGGAGAUCCGUGUCGAUUUGCUGGUUGAGCCUGCGGAGGGUGUUGCGCCCGUUCCCAGCUUGAAGUAUGUUGGGCAGCAGUUGAUGCUUCUGAGACAGCAUACCGAGCUUCCAAUUAUAUUUACUACGAGGUGUACGAGGGAAAACGGAAAGUUCCCCAUUGAUAAUCCUAUGCUUUUCUACAAGUAUUUGCGACGGGCGAUUCAAUGGGGAGUCGAGUACAUCGAUGUGGAAGUGUGGCUGCCGGAAGAAAUCCGACGGAAUCUGUUCGAGAAAAAGGGACAUAGCAUGAUCCUCUCUGCCUUCCACGAUUUCUCCGGAAACUGGAAAUGGACCUCCGAAGAAGCACAGCGCAUCUUCACCGAAAGCGCCAAGUACGCCGACAUCGUCAAGAUGAUUGCUAUGGUGCACACAAUCGAGGAGAACUACGAGCUCGAAUACUUCCGCUCAACGAUCAAGAGUCGUGGCUCCAGUCCUCUCCUCUCAGCCGUCAACAUGGGUCAAAUGGGCCAGUUAUCCAGAGCCCUGAAUACAGUUUUCUCCCCCAUAACACACCCCCUUCUCCCCAUGAUCGCCGCACCGGGUCAACUAAGCGCCGCCGAAAUCAACGAAGCCAUGCAUAUAAUGGGCCAGCUGCCCAAACGUGAUAUCUACGCCAUCGGCUCAUUCCGACCAACGCCACACUCGAUGUUCAUGGAAAAAUGUUUCAAUGAACUCGGUCUCCCACACAACCUGACUUCCAUUGACCGAGGCCUCAAAGGCACCAUGGAAUCCAUCCUCUCCCAACCGCACUUUGGGGGCGCCUAUGUGAACCCCCCAAUCUCAAGCUCCACCUCCUACAUCCCCGCCAUAAGCGAAGCAGCCCGCGCCAUCGGCCUCGUCGACACCAUCGCAAUGGUCGGCGAUUCUCAAACCUCAUCGCGCUUCAUUGGCGAAAACGCCGCGUGGAAAGGCAUCCGCGCAACUUUGACCCGCGAGUACGUGCCUUCAGCCUACAGCACCAGAGCGGCAAUUAUUCUCGCCGGCUCCGAAGCCGACGCCUCGCCCGCCAUCUUUGCCCUGCGCUCUCUAGAUGUCGGCACAAUCUACACCGUUGGCUUUAAAGCCUCAGGCCCAUUAUCUACAGGCCUGGAACCAUUCACAUCCAUCCAAUCCGUCAAGCUGGUCGAGCAGCCCUUCGUGAUUGUUUCUGCAUUACCACCUGAGAAGUCACUCCUAGUCCAGCCCUUGCUACGACAUUACGGUGCGAAUGGUCGGUCGUCGCCAACGUCCCGGGGAAAGGUUUAUUUAGAUCUAGCCAGUGGGCCCAGGAAGGGAGAUCCCCUUGCUGUUGCUAGUCGGGCAGGGUGGACGGCGUAUGGGGCUGAAGACGUUAGUGCUUGGACGACAGUUGAGACGCUGAGGCUCCUCGUUGGUCAGAAUGUUCCUUUCGACUUUGUGCGUAUGGCGUCUGGUCGGCCAUUUUUCUAG
Molecule: messenger RNA, 2052 nt
Organism: Penicillium olsonii
Lineage: Eukaryota; Fungi; Ascomycota; Eurotiomycetes; Eurotiales; Aspergillaceae
Source: the annotation of a GenBank genome assembly